GAAUAGGUCAGUGUCUGUCCACUGGCGCUUCAACCAACGUGGGCUGUGGAUGUGGCACCGCUGACUACGUGUCUCUUCUCUUCAAGUGCACGCUCAAGUGUAGAAGCGGCUGCCUGGAUUCGAACAUUAAUUGUUCAAAAGUUACACCAACAUGUUUGCCAGAUUGGCUGCCUGCUCUCACUUGCCAGCCAGGGUCCGGCAAUUGAAUGUCUCCUCCGUGUCAAUCCGGUCAUUUUCUCAGACCAAAUUUGUGGCCCCCCGACCCCAUGGCAAGUCGUUUGCCCACCGCAGUGAGCUGAAGCAAGCGAAACGAGUCGUCGUGAAGCUGGGUAGUGCUGUGGUGACCCGCGGCGAUGAAUGUGGGUUAGCGCUGGGAAGGCUGGCUUCAAUAGUAGAGCAGGUGGCCAUGUUGCAGAACCAAGGCAGGGAGAUGAUGAUCGUCACCAGUGGUGCCGUAGCAUUUGGAAAACAGAGAUUGCGACAUGAGAUCCUUCUUUCUCAAAGCGUUCGGCAAGCCUUGCAUUCUGGCCAGAACCAGCUGAAAGAAAUGGCAAUUCCAGUUCUGGAGGCGAGAGCGUGUGCAGCUGCUGGUCAGAGCGGUCUGAUGGCGCUGUAUGAGGCGAUGUUCACCCAGUACAGCAUCUGCACGGCCCAGAUUCUGGUGACAAAUCUGGAUUUCCAUGAUGAGCAGAAGCGUCGAAACCUCAACAGUACUCUCCACGAACUGCUACGGAUGAACAUAGUUCCCAUCAUUAACACCAAUGAUGCCGUCGUGCCGCCACCUGUGCCAAACAGUGACAUGCAAGGAGUAAAUGUAAUAAGCAUCAAAGACAAUGACAGCUUAGCUGCACGACUGGCUGUGGAGAUGAAAGCAGAUCUUCUUAUCGCGCUUUCUGAUGUGCAAGGUCUUUAUGACAGUCCUCCAGGAACUGAUGACGCCAAGCUCAUUGAUAUAUUUUACCCUGGAGACCAGCAGUCGAUCACAUAUGGAACCAAGUCUAGAGUUGGAAUUGGGGGCAUGGAAGCGAAGGUGAAAGCAGCACUGUGGGCUCUGCAGGGGGGGACGUCUGUUGUCAUUGCUAAUGGCACUGACCCCAAGGUGACAGGCCACGUGAUCACAGACAUUGUGGAGGGGAAGAAGGUCGGCACCUUCUUCUCUGAAGUGAAACCAGCAGGUCCAACUGUGGAGCAGCAGACAGAAAUGGCUCGGCAUGCAGGCAGAGCACUGGCUUCACUGGAUCCAGAUCAGAGAGCAGAGAUCAUCUGCUCCCUUGCCGAACUGCUCACAGAGAAGAAAGAUGAGAUCCUCAGUGCCAACAGACGAGACAUGGAGCUGGCGACAACAUCAGGCCGUUACUCUCAGGCUUUGAUCGACCGUCUGAGCCUGUCCACUGCUAAACUGAACAGCCUGGCGAUCGGCCUGCGUCAGCUGUCCGUCUCCUCCAGGAAUAGUGUGGGUCGGGUUUUGAGGAGAACCAGGAUUUCCAACAACCUGGAGCUGGAGCAGAUAACUGUCCCCAUCGGUGUCCUGCUGGUCAUCUUCGAGUCGCGCCCUGACUGCCUCCCACAGGUGUCAGCUUUGGCCAUUGCCAGUGGAAACGCUUUGCUACUAAAGGGAGGCAAGGAAGCAGCAAACACCAACCGAAUUUUGCAUCAGCUCACCCAGGAAGCUCUUUCCAUUCAUGGAGUUAGUGAUGCCGUUCAACUGGUGAGCACAAGAGAAGAGGUCGAGGAUUUGUGCCACCUGGACAAGGUUAUUGAUCUCAUCAUCCCCAGAGGUUCAUCUCAGCUGGUCCGCGACAUCCAGAGAGCCGCCAAGGGCAUCCCUGUGCUGGGCCACAGUGAGGGGGUGUGCCACGUCUACAUUGACAAUGAGGCCAGCAUAGACAAGGCUAUUGACAUUGUGCGAGACUCCAAAUGUGACUACCCAGCCGCUUGCAACGCCAUGGAAACCCUCUUAAUUCACAGAGAUUUGCUGCGGACUCCUAUAUUUGACCAGAUCAUCGACAUGCUGAGAGCUGAAAAUGUAAAAAUCCACGCUGGUCCACGGUUUGCUUCCUAUCUUACCUUCAGUCCCUCGGAGGUGAAAUCUUUGAGGACGGAGUAUGGUGACUUGGAGUGCUGCAUCGAAGUGGUGGACAGCAUGCACGACGCGGUGGACCAUAUCCACAAAUAUGGCAGCUCUCACACCGACGUCAUCGUGACGGAGAACGAAGAGACGGCAGAACAGUUCCUGCAGCAGGUGGACAGCGCCUGUGUGUUCUGGAACUCCAGCUCUCGCUUCGCAGACGGCUACCGCUUCGGACUUGGAGCGGAGGUCGGUAUCAGCACGGCACGUAUCCAUGCCAGGGGGCCAGUGGGCUUGGAAGGCCUACUCACCACCAAGUGGGUCCUUAGAGGGGAAGGACAAACGGUGGCCGACUUCUCCGAGCAAGGCAGCAUGAAAUACCUCCAUGAAAACCUCCCCGUGCCACAGGGGAACUUCAGCUAGACCUACAAACAACAGUCGAGAUUACAAACUGAGUGUAAGGACUGAAUGUCUGAGUCAGCUUCAGACACUAUUUCAGUACGUUGAUGACGGCAGGGUGCCAUCAUGCUGAGCAGAAGCUGCUGUUUUAGAAGACCUGUGACAGAAUCACAUUUUACCAAACGGAAUACCUCCCAACGACAAAAGCAUUAGUGUUUUAGUGUCAUGAAGACUAAGGUCCUUCCUCCAAAUCGAAUCAUUGACCCAGUUGUGAUUUUCUAACUUAUUUUUCUACACAUCCCUCCUUCUCUUUUUGUACUUUACUUCAAGCGACAUGGAUGCAGGGACCUGACGAAUGCUUUUCUUCUGCUUUAGCUUUCUGGUUUCAAUAAAUAUUAU
This is a messenger RNA of Synchiropus splendidus (mandarinfish), 2866 nucleotides long. Its product is annotated as delta-1-pyrroline-5-carboxylate synthase-like. NCBI's taxonomy places the organism in Eukaryota, Metazoa, Chordata, Actinopteri, Syngnathiformes, Callionymidae. The record is from RefSeq and is a predicted model, not a curated record. Gene Ontology annotation, cellular component: cytoplasm; mitochondrion. Bases 152 to 2491 code for a protein of 779 amino acids. The transcript is spliced from 17 exons. Gene Ontology annotation, molecular function: ATP binding; glutamate 5-kinase activity; glutamate-5-semialdehyde dehydrogenase (NADP+) activity.